AAUUAGAGCUAGUUAGAAGUUAGAAGUUUUGAAACAGUGGACAAGCACGUUUCGUUAUUCUAAAACUUAUUCUGAAAUAGCAGAUUUAACAUCUUUUAUAUUAUUUUUCACUGUUUCUUGAAAGUUAUACCGCUUGUGUGUAUCAAAUUAGUGAGACACCCGCCUAGCAUGAGAGAUCCAGAUUUCAAUCCUAUCUGAGGUAAUAUUCUUUGCAGUAAGAAUUCUUUACAGUGAUGGGGAAGACAAAAUGCUUAAAAGUACUUAAUUAAUAAAAUAUGGCAACAAGCAAUUUAGUCUGUGUCAUCUGUAGAAAAAACACUCGUGACAUGAAAGUCAUUAUAUUCACUAAUGAAACUUUAACAAAAAGCUGUAAAAUAUCAAAAAUUCGUAAAAAUUUUGGCUUAAAAUAUGAAGACGUUGUUUUACCUACCAGUGUGAAUGUUACAGAGGGUUAUCAUGUAUCAUGUUAUAAGAAUUAUAUUGCCCUAAAGAAAAAAUAUUACGAUGAAGAAGAAGCAUCAACAUCAUCCGACGUAUCUUCAUUUGAACCAAAUAUUAUGCGCCCUGUUGAAGAUACAUCUCAACAAAAUGCAAUCCCAUGCGAGAUAGUGACGCCUGAUGCUUAAAUAUUAUUGAUCCAUGUGAAGUAUCAACCUACAAAGAACAAUAUGUAUCCGCGGAUGAGACAUUAGAAGAAGCACAAAGUUUCAAGAAAAAUGAAACACCAUGUUAUUUUUGCCAAAAAAGAUAUAAAAAACACAAAGGACGAUUGCAGCCGUUACAAACUGGACAAAAAGAAAUCCUCAAGGAAAACCUACAUAAAUAUUCCGAGUUUCUUAAAGAUUCUGAAGUUUUAAAAAACCUAGGAACUUCACCAAAUGAAAUUCAUUACCACAAAAUCUGUCGCGUUGAUUUCUUCAAUAAAUUAAAAGCAAUUGCCACCAAAAGACUGCAAACAAGUUAUCGUAUAAGUAGAAAUUGUCAUAAAAAAGCCUUCGAGGAAAUAUGUAGCUUUAUAGAGUAAAAUGUACUAGCAAAAGAGCAUUGCUAUUUAUGGAGUUAUUUAAAUAAUUAUUAUAUGGCUGCGAUUACAAAAUUUGCAGGACACGAUGGCGAAUACAGUAUUACUUUUAAUGAACAACACUUACAAAACAAAAUAAUUGGAAAGUAUGAAAAUGAGAUUAAAAUAAUGACUAUGCACAAUAAAAAAAUAGUUAUGCCGAUAAAUCACACAAUAGAUGAUGGUCUAUUUUCACUCUUAAAAGACAAAGAUAUUCUUCAGAAUGCCGCUUUAAUUUUACGACGACAAAUCCUAAACAUAAGAAAGACUGCAUUGCCAACAAUUUUGAAGACUACUGACUUAUUGAGAGGAGAAUGCUCAAUACCGCAAGAAAUAACUGAUUUUUAUACGACAUUAUUGGGUGGUUUCCAACGUCGACGUAGAACUAACAUUAAUUGUCAGAGAAAAAUUAAAUCACUGUCUGAAGAUUUAAUUUACGCUGUUACAAAUGGUAAAAUUAAAACUAGAAAACAUAUAACACUAGGAAUGACUUUGAAAAGUUUGACAAGUAGCCGUAAAAUCAUCGACAUAAUUAAUAGGUAUGGUCAUUGCUGUAGUUAUAAC
Vollenhovia emeryi is the source of this 1624-nucleotide messenger RNA. RefSeq lists its product as uncharacterized. Bases 276 to 626 code for a protein of 116 amino acids. The record is from RefSeq and is a predicted model, not a curated record. Lineage: Eukaryota; Metazoa; Arthropoda; Insecta; Hymenoptera; Formicidae. The transcript is spliced from 3 exons.